Molecule: messenger RNA, 1412 nt
Organism: Rhea pennata
Lineage: Eukaryota; Metazoa; Chordata; Aves; Rheiformes; Rheidae
Gene: RHOC
Product: ras homolog family member C
Exons: 5
Coding region: 1-741 (246 amino acids)
Biological process (GO): small GTPase-mediated signal transduction
Cellular component (GO): cytosol
Molecular function (GO): protein kinase binding; GTPase activity; GTP binding
Source: RefSeq, a predicted model, not a curated record
AUGCUCGGCCGCCAAACGCGCGGAGACGGCGCGGAAGCGGCCGCUGCGGGGGCGGCCCCGACGGGCGGUGCCCGGCCCGGCCCCUCCCGAGCCGCCCCACGGCGGCAGCGGCGGCCCCGCCCGAGCCACGCUGCGGGGCCGGGGCCGGGGCCGGGGCCGGAGCGAGCCGUGGCGGCCGUCCGGAAGAAGCUGGUGAUCGUGGGGGACGGCGCCUGCGGGAAGACCUGCCUGCUGAUCGUCUUCAGCAAGGACCAGUUCCCCGAGGUGUACGUGCCGACCGUCUUCGAGAACUACAUCGCCGACGUCGAGGUGGACGGGAAGCAGGUGGAGCUGGCCCUGUGGGACACGGCGGGCCAGGAGGACUACGACCGGCUGCGGCCCCUCUCGUACCCGGACACGGACGUCAUCCUCAUGUGCUUCUCCAUCGACAGCCUGGAGAACGUUCCCGAGAAGUGGACCCCCAAAGUGAAGCACUUCUGCCCCAGCGUGCCCAUCAUCCUGGUGGGCAACAAGAAGGACCUGCGGAGUGACGAGCACACGCGGCGGGAGCUCGCCAAGAUGAAGCAGGAGCCCGUGAAGCCCGAGGAAGGGAGGGACAUGGCCAACAGGAUCAGCGCCUUCGGCUACCUGGAAUGCUCGGCCAAGACGAAGGAGGGCGUGCGGGAGGUCUUCAAGAUGGCCACGCGCGCCGGCUUGCAGGUCCACAAGAACAAGAGGCGCAAAGGCUGCCCGCUGCUGUGAGCGGCGGGGCCGGGGGACGCCCCGGACCCUCCUGCGCCGCCCUGGACCCUCUUGCAGCGCCCCCAGACCCUCCUGCACCGCCCCGGACCCUCCUGUGCUGCACCCUCCUGCGCUGCCCCGGACCCUCCUGCACUGCCCCGGACCCUCCUGCGCCACCCCGGACCCUCCUGCGCUGCACCCUCCCGUGCUGCCCUGCGCCACUCUGGCCCUUCCUGCACCAUCCUGCACCUACAGGAGCUGACGUGCCAGUGCCCACCGUGCAGAAGCUGCCGCCGGGGCACCGGGCACCGCUGGGGCUGGGCGGUGUGUUUGAUAGCUCCAGUGCUGGCACAGCGUAGCGCGGCACGGUGUAGCGCAGCACAGCAGUGUAGCACAGCGUGGUGUAGCGCAGUGCAGCCGCGCAUGGCACGGUGCAGCACAGUGCGACACGGUGCGGCACGGCCCACCGGGGCAAUUUUGGUCCCACUCCGCAGGCAGGGCCGUGCAGAGCCACCUGUGCAGGGUGCUUGGCAGCUGCCCCAGACACUCAGCUCCCGGACCCGCGCGGCGCCGGUGCCUCCCAGCCCGUGCGCCUCGCUCCUCCUUGUGGCUGAGCUGACCAUGGACUUGGCACCAGUAAUGCAAACCAUAGCUGGGAGAAUAAAUGCAAACAGGUGUGUUGGUGCUGGGAA